Messenger RNA from Owenia fusiformis, 1672 nucleotides. NCBI's taxonomy places the organism in Eukaryota, Metazoa, Annelida, Polychaeta, Sabellida, Oweniidae. The record is from the annotation of a GenBank genome assembly.
CACUGUCAGCACCCCUACUGUUAUUAUCAUAGCAGAACGUUUUUGCAACUUAUUGGAAAUUACUUUUACGAGCUAUUAACUAUAACGUUAGAUUGUUAAGGAUGCUAGGAUCAAACUGACUAUAAAGCUUUCGGAGGAUCACAAUAUCCAGAUGGCUAAGCGUGAUAUGAAUGUAAAUCUACCAGGCUUAAGCUAACAGAACAAAACCGGGCCGUCACAAAGGUAAAAUUCUGAUGGAUGGGGGAUUAUCUCGUUUCAACAUCGCGCAAGCAUUAAUGGUAUAGUUAGAUAAGAAUGUAAACAAUGUUUAACAGCAUCUGUAACUCGUAAGUAACACAUUGAAGCUUUGUGAUACUAGUAGGAAACUUGCAAAAAUAAUUCGUAAAAUGAACGAGAAGGCAAGUUUUACAUUUUGUUAUUGGGCAGAAUAAUUUUGAAGAAAUAAACUGGAUGAAUACGCUAUAUGAGAAUGUAGAACUUGUUGGAGCUGAAGGACCUCUCUGAAGGACAGUGGCACGAAGAUAUAUUAGAAAAAGGACAGCACGCACAACUUCUACAAUAACUAUGUGCCUUUUAGAUAAAGACUGUCGGAGAUUGCUGUUGGAAUGCUCAGCGUGUGUCUCCUUUGGGGCAUGUGUUGUAUUGGUUGUCAUGGUGAUAGGAUUCGCACCUCCCUAUCUCCGAGGAAGCAGUUUCGUGGAGACCGUUUGUGUUGUGAUUUCAACAACAAUGCACCAUGGUAUGCCUUGUAAAUGCGGACGAUGGUACGAAAUGGACAGGGUACCGUGUAUACAAAUUAUCGUAACAUACCAUAGGCACGACACGGGGCUUGUACAUAAUGUAACUCUGCAUAAGGAAUACACUGAGAGGGGCUGUUCAGUGUCAGUUCAGGAGCAGUGUUCAUAUGGAGUUUGCACACAUGACAUACCCAAAGACACACACGCAUUAGAACUAUUCCAAUUCUACUAUGGCGUCGUCGGGAGAGGUUUCCGGUGUUACUACGACCCGAAUCUUGAUCGCCACGCCGCCUAUCUAGACAAACCCAACCCUCGGACAGUAAUUCACAUGGUCGCGUGGCCGACGGGAUUUCUCUUAGCUGCACUAAGUGUGUGUGCAUUUAUGCUAGUCAGCCACGCAAGGACAAGAUGGCGACUGUGUAUGUGGUACACAGAACCCGACAUUGACGACGAUACAAAAAGUAUAGAGUUUAUCACAUAAUUACAAAUAGUACCAAGAGAUAUCAGAAAAGGCUUGCCAUUUAAUAUAAUUUUCACUCAGAGUUUUGUAAAGUACCAGUUGACAAUUUCGGUGCGGACCAUAAGCAGAUAGUUGUGUUUUUAUUGAUGGAACAAUAUCUGGAUUUAUUUUGAAGAUUCCCCGUGGAAUGAGAAAUCCGGAACAAUACACAAAUGAACAAAGAACGCAUUUGGCGCAUGGCAGGGCGCCACGGAUGAUACAAUGACAUAUAUGUGUUAUUGGUAUUGAUUCAAUGGCCAUCAAUGUUAUCUUCUUUUGAAAAGGUAAAAUGCUUUAGAUGAGCAAUGAUACCUAGGAAUAAAUAAAUGAUAUCAUUUUCAAUCUGAUUACAGGAUUACAUUAUUCAACUUAGAGUCAAGUCAGAAUUAAAUCAAUAGGGAGUUUAAGCUGCUUUUUUCACAACCUACACGUGAAC